AUGCAAGUCCUCAAGAAGGCCUGCGCGGGCAUCCGAGGCCUCCACCCCGUCGUCAAAAUCCUCAUCUGCGGCGCAAUCGGGCUCGGCGCCGGCCUCGCGCUAGCCUUUACCAACAGCGAGCCGUCUCCAACGUGGCGUGCGGAGUUUCUCCUCUACCUUCGUGCGCUCUCCGCAAUGGUCGGCCCGCUCGUCUUUUGCUCGGUUGUGCUCGGAUUCGCAGCCCUGGGAGAGAUUGGCGCCAGCGGUGGCAAGAUCAUGAGGGCAGCCUUCGGUCUCUACGGCAUCUUCCUCACCCUCAUCACUCGGCCAGCAUGGGACACGACCGACCAAGGCUCGAACCGAGUCCUCGUGUCUCCCCCCGCCGUCCCGUAUGAUGCUAAGGACCGGCGCGUGACCCUCGGAUACAAGGACGGCGUCUGGUGCUGCCCGCCGGGCGAGGCGGUGGCGGGCGCCUACCGCUUCACCGCGGCGGAGGCGGCGCGCGUGGACGUGCUCUUCGAGGGCGCCCCCUCCGCUGUCCGCGUGACGGAGCUGUCCUACUACUACCCGGGCAUGGUCACCUUUGACUUGCCCGACGCCGUCAGCGGCGGCGGCGACCAGCGGGACGUGUUGGCGGGCCGCACCAACCUGACGCUGUACGAUGCGGGAGGCGACGUCGUCCUCUCCUCCGGCCUCGAGGUGACCGGAGGCUCGUCGAGCGAGCGCGGCGCCAUCUCGGUCUCGCUCGGGCUGCUCUACGACGUCUCGCUCGAGGGGCUGCUCUACGACGUGGUGCCGGACAACCUGGUCGGCAUCUUCUACGGGCCGGGCGGCUCCGCCUCCCUCCUCUCGAUCAUCUCCUUUGGGAUCGCCUUUGCGCUCGCCGCGCUCAUCCAAGGACGCACACCGGGCUCCACGAGCCUCGUCCUCCCCUUCCUGCAAGAGUUCCUCGACACCCUCAUGCACAUCAUCCUCGGCGUCGUCGCGCUCACGCCGGUCGCCGUCGGCUCGCUCAUCCUGCAGGCGGUCGGCCAAAACAGCAGCGACGAGCUGGCCGAGGCCAUGUCGUCGCUCGGCAUCGUCGUGGCGUGCAUCCUCGCGGCGAACCUCUUCCACACCGUCGCCGUGCUGCCCUCGCUCGUGUACUGCGCGAGCCGGCGAAACCCGUACGCCCACCUCAGGGGGAUGCUGCGCGCGGCGGGCGUGGCGGCGGGCUCCUCCUCCUCCGCCGUCACGCUGCCGGUGACGAUGGAGUGCUGCGAGGGGCUCGGAUACGACCCCGCCAUCUCGCGCCUCUCGCUCGGCUGCACAAUCUCGAUGGACGGCGCGGCGGUGCUGAUGUCGGCGGUCACCAUCUGGCUCGGCGUCAUGGCGGGACAGACAUUCACCGCCGCCAAGGUGCUCGUCCUCCUCCUCAUCGUCGUCCUUUCUUCGAUGGGCGCCUCGCCCACGCCCGGUAUCAUACCCACGAUCAUACUGAUCUUCGGCGCGGUCUACGGCACCGCGGAGAUCGCGUACGUCGCCGCGGUCGACUGGCUCAUCGACCGUUCCGCGACGGUGACCAACGUGCUCUCCGACUCGUUUGUGGUCUGCAUCCUAGACAAGUGGUUCGGCGCCGCUGCGGUAAGUGGUUCGGCAGAGGCGGAGGCCCGGGGACCCUCCUCGGCCGGUGCCUUCGUGAGCCUCGCUGGAUUCGGGGCGGUUCGCGCCGAGGCAGCCACAGCCACCAAGAGCGUGCUCGCCGACUUCUUCGCCCUCCACACGUCGCUCUCCAGCCCGCUGCCGCUGUGGCGGCGGCAGCGGCGCGUCAUUUCCGGCGGCUCUGCCACCACCGCCACGGUGGAGGCGGAGGCGUUGGACUUGGCGGAGCCGGAGGCGACAGAUGGGGCAGUGGCGCCAGAGAACACCCGCGACUUCUCCCAUAGCCGCGGGGCGUGAAACACGCCGUGGCGUGCUCUUAUCGCGAGCGUACCUUAACCUAGGGUCAUGUCUUUGCACCCACGGUGGUGGGCUGCACUGGUUGCAGGCCAGCUCAUGCAUGGCGAUGCAUGGCGAGCAGGCGAUGAUGCUUGCGUAGCGGGUUGUUGCGCAUGUUGGCGAGUGUGUGCAUGUGCAUGUGCAUGCACAUGUGGCAUGUGUCAAAUCGAACGCCUUUCCGCAA
Emiliania huxleyi CCMP1516 is the source of this 2140-nucleotide messenger RNA. RefSeq lists its product as hypothetical. The coding region runs from base 1 to 1917 and encodes 638 amino acids. The transcript has 9 exons. The record is from RefSeq and is a predicted model, not a curated record. NCBI's taxonomy places the organism in Eukaryota, Haptophyta, Isochrysidales, Noelaerhabdaceae. Gene Ontology annotation, cellular component: membrane. Gene Ontology annotation, molecular function: symporter activity.